Penicillium concentricum is the source of this 2157-nucleotide messenger RNA. RefSeq lists its product as uncharacterized. The transcript is spliced from 2 exons. Lineage: Eukaryota; Fungi; Ascomycota; Eurotiomycetes; Eurotiales; Aspergillaceae. Bases 1 to 2157 code for a protein of 718 amino acids. The record is from RefSeq and is a predicted model, not a curated record.
AUGUCGAGUCACUACCGAAAUAUGUCUCCCAGUCGAGGCCGACACUCCAUGAUUGAUCCCAUGAGAGCUUCAACCGGCAUGGUACAAUUAAACUCAUCCUACGAUCCUUAUGAUGCGCCCAGGCGCUACGAUUACGAAGACUAUCCGUCCGAUACAGGAUACGCUAGUGCUUUCGGGUACCGCUCAGGGCGACCAUCGAAACUCGAAGCCCACCAAAUAUCCUCCCAUCGAGUCCAGGAUCCGACUGCGUCUGCCAAAAAACGCACCGAGUACACCGUCCAGCCCCGCACCAGGCACAGAAGCCACACCUCAACGGCAGCGGACUACGAGACACCAGUGCGUCUAGCUGUACCUUCAUCAUCCCGUCAGCAUCUCUCGCCCGUGCACCAGCACCACCCAACUCACCGCCGUACCCCGAGCCCUCUCCCCACAGAUUCCGGCCAUCACAUAGUCUCUGCUUCCCCUCGAAAUCCCGCACAUCGCCGAAUCUACAGCACCGACUAUACGAGCGACACGGGCCAUAUCGACCCACGGAAUGAUGCCAGUCACAGAACUGAUCACAGUUCGCAUCACCCCCGUGUCCAUCCACCGACUCGUCCACGCUAUCCAGCGUAUGACGGUCUGAGGAAAGGUGACGACAUAGAUGACUUUGAUGCCUAUUCAUACACCAAUGCCCGUGAGCAGUUUGACCGGGACUACCCUGUCAAGGCGCGUCAUCGCGGGCCGAGAUACUCGCUCGAUCGACCGCUCAGUAUCACUGGUGCGGAAGACCCCCAGUGGACAGCGCGGAAAGAACGUCAUCAUGGCCCACCUCCGACAUCCUGGGGCCUUGACAAGAUGGGCCGUGAACGGCCGCGAAGCUCAGCGUAUGGCAAGGAUGACCACCGAGAGCCGCACAGAUCGAAGGAUGGAUUCCACGAUCAAGCCCUGGUUGCCGCACCCCAAGACUCUGACGGCGAAUACCCUUCCCGACACGACGAGCGCCGCCGCCGCCGCCGUGCCUAUAAAGCGCGCCACGCGAAUGAUCGGGAGAGCCACUACCCAGAAGACCACCACUCCAAGCCCCAUGACUCUGGCGCCCUCGCUACUAUGGGACUCGGAACAGCGGCCUUGGGAGGCGGAUACUCCGACAUGUCGGACUACGAACACCACCGCCCGUCUCGACAUAAACACAGACGCCCACACGGCGAGCAUGACCGCGAUGCCGUCCAGCCCCCAUCGCGGGAGCUGGUAGAAGCAGUUCCAGCCGAUGAAAGAACCAAGCAGGCCUACCUUGAUCCCGCUGAUGCCCGUCGCCACGGUCGAACGCGACACCACUCCCGUCGGCGGACGCACAGCGAUGAUGGUGACACAUCUGACGAAGAUUUGCGAAACUACAGGCGUGAGCCCGCACGUCACAGACACAGCAUCACCGAUACAGACAGUGACCGUGACCGCGACCGGAGUCGGGGCCACUCGCACCACAGGCGAGACCGAGACCACUCACGCGGAUACCGCUCUUCUCGCUCCUAUCGCACACCGGAGGAUGGUCACGCUAUUGAGCCGCGACGAUCGCCGCCGGUCGACAUGGCUAAAGAUGACCCCAGAAGACUUAUUGCUGUCGAGCCGGCUGCUCCAAAGGAGCCCGACGCUCCUCCCAAGGGAAUUCUCAAGGCUCCACGCCCGGCAUUCCCAGAGGAGCCCAAUCCGGUGAGGGAGGGGGUUGCUCCCCUCAAAGACGCUCAUAAGCAAGGGAUCCCACCCGGAGCUCGGUGGACGAAGAUCGACCGGCGGCUCGUGAAUCCGGAGGCACUGGAAGCGGGCAAUGAGCGGUUUGAGGAGCGGUCGGAUUAUGUGAUUGUGUUGAGGGUUUUGAGCAAGGAGGAGAUCCAGCAAUAUGCUGUGAAGACACAGGAGAUCAGAGACACCCGGCACAAGGAACAGCUACGCGACAGACGUAAGUCCAGAGAUGAGACUCACCGCCACGGCCGCCGGGGCGAAGAGUCUUCUAGUGACGACGAGGACGAGGGCGAGGAAGAGCCCUGGAAGCAGCUCGAGGCGGCCGCUACGCCAACCGCACCGAAGAUAUCCUUGCCGUCGCGCCCACGCGCGUCGACCAACUCAAUGCAUGAGGCUGAAAGGCCUAGAAUGAGUAACCCGUCUGCUGCGCCGGUAUAG